AUGGAUUAUCGUGACUACCUGAAAUCUUUGUAUUAUGACGCAAAAAGCCCAGCUUCCUUCACUAGCCCCGAAAAAUUGUAUCAAAUUGUCAAGAGACGAGGCAAAUAUGGAAUAUCUAGAAAUAAGAUCAAAAAAUGGUUACAAGAGCAAGAUGUGUAUACUCUACAUCGACAAAUAAAGCGGAAAUUCACCAGGAGAAAAAUAAUUACUUCCGGUGUAGACGUACAGUGGGCAGCUGACUUUGCGAGCGUGGCAAAUACGGCCAAGUACAACGACGGCAUGAAAUAUUUACUGAUGGUUAUUUGCGUGUUUUCUAAAUAUCUUUUCGUUGAACCCCUGAGGAGUAAAAGAGCUAAAGACGUUUUAGAAGCAUUUGAGCGCAUAUUGCAACAAGGCCGCAAGCCACAAAUAGUAUAUACAGAUAAAGGCGGGGAAUUUAACAACAGAUUAUUCAAGUCGUAUCUCCAGAAAAUGGGCAUUAAAUACUUCACGAGCCAAAAUGAAGAUACUAAAGUUUCACCGGUGGAGCGAGUUAUUCGUACAUUUAGGAACAAGAUGCACAAAUUAUUUCAAAACACAAGAAGCUACAGGUAUUUAGAACAAUUGCAAAGUCUUAAAAACAGUUACAAUUUGACUCCUCAUACAAGUUUGCCCAAACAUAUGUCGCCUUCCGAGAUCAACCGCGAGAACGGAGCCGUUGUUUGGGAUUAUAUGUACAAUAAUAAUAAUUCCAGCAACAAAAUUCAUGAACAGAGCAGUACUAAACUAGAAUUUAAAUAUAAUAAGGGCGACCUGGUGAGACUCGCGUACACCAAAUAUACAUUCCAGAGAGAUUAUAAUCAAAAGUGGACAUCCGAGGUGUUUAAAAUAUCUGAGCGAUUUAUAAAACAGGGCAUACCCGCUUACAAGGUUGCAGAUUUUUCGAACGAUGUCCUGGUAGGAACGUUUUAUGGACAGGAAUUACAAAAAGUAUAUAAGAACCAAGACGCCUUAUGGAUCAUUGAAAAGGUUCUCAGGAAAAGGAAGCGAGGAGGAGUCCACGAAUAUCUGGUCAAGUACGAAGGAUGGCCAAAUAAAUUUAAUUCUUGGGUACGAAAGGAGGAUAUUCAUAACAUUAACGGUUAA
Ruditapes philippinarum (Manila clam) is the source of this 1125-nucleotide messenger RNA. RefSeq lists its product as uncharacterized. Gene Ontology annotation, biological process: DNA integration. The transcript has a single exon. The coding region runs from base 1 to 1125 and encodes 374 amino acids. The record is from RefSeq and is a predicted model, not a curated record. Lineage: Eukaryota; Metazoa; Mollusca; Bivalvia; Venerida; Veneridae. Gene Ontology annotation, molecular function: nucleic acid binding.